This is a messenger RNA of Linum trigynum, 1376 nucleotides long. Lineage: Eukaryota; Viridiplantae; Streptophyta; Magnoliopsida; Malpighiales; Linaceae. The record is from the annotation of a GenBank genome assembly.
UUCUUUUUUCUUCUCACAAAUUCCCCCUUUCCACUCUAAUGGUUCUUCAUUUAAUAACCGUUGAUUAGCCCGAUCGACGAUUUGGCCUGGAUUUCUAAUGUUUUGUUAAAUAAGUUAGGAUAUGCUGAGACAAGUUUAUGUUUCAUUCUCCGUCACGACAAAAUACGUGCACGACAAAAUACGUAAAUUUAAUAAAUUAAUAAAAAAACAAAAUGGAAUACCUCUGAUUGGAUAAAAUUAAACGGAACCCACCUCAAACAUCCAUCUAGCUAACCUAUUUUCCCAUCUAAUUUCAACCAACAACCCAACUUACUGAAUGCAGCAACAAACAGAGGAAGUUGGGUUGUUGGUCAGUAGAGGAGCUACUUGAUGUCGAUCUCGACGCUGUGGCCUGCCUCUAUCCCUUCGUCGUUGAUGGGUAUCGAUCGGUGGAAUAGAGACCACCCACUUUUCUUGAAUAGACGAAGCAAGCACGAAAUCGAAGAAGCCAAGAGAAGAAUCAAAAUCUGGGUAUCUGGGUUCGUCGAAGGGAGGCUGGAGUUGCUCUUGCAAUGCAGACUGGAGCGAAGGCUGGAGGGUAACAACGAAGACGGCGACGACGGUGAAAGCGACGGCGACAUUGCGAGUGAUUUCAGCGAGCAGAUGCGGGAGCCAAGGGGAGUAGUCCAUGAGGAAACUAUGAGGGUCGAUUGUCGAGGCAUCGAUGGAAUAUGGAUUUCGCUUCGACUGGGCACAACAGAAAGGACUUCCGAAGAAGGAGACUCCGAGAAGGUGUAUUGAUAUCGGGUUCUUAUCGGGUUCUUAUCGGGUUUUCGGUAUAACGAACCGAACCCGUUACCCACACACGUUCAGGUUGCAACCGAAAAACCGAACUAAAAAACACUAGGUAUCAGGUCGGUUUCGGGUUAACCAGAAAAAUCAAACCCGUUUAGCCAACCCUAUAUGUGUAUAAAUAGAGAAAACCGAGAACACAUAAUAUAUGUUGAAUGAUGAUGAAUAAGAACUAGUUUCAUUAGCUUUCAAUCUUUCUUUUCCCUUUCCUUUGUGGGAUUUUUCCAGAAAUAGCACCUUUAAAAAAAAAAUUACAAAAAUAGCACCCAUGUAAAAAAAAAUUCCACUAAUAGCACCCUUUUUAAUAGAACGCACCUUGUAGAUGCGUUUUACAUAUAAAUCGCACCCUACAAGUGCGUUCCAAAACUAGAUCGCACCCUAAAAGUGCGUUCCAAAAAUCUGGAAUCAAAUCGCACUUUAGCCAAGCGAUUUUUGGUCUGACCUAUUAAAAUCGCAUGGCCGAAAUGCGAUUUAGGUCUGACCUACUAAAAUCGCAUGGCCGAGGUGCGAUUUAGAGCCAGACCUAGUAAAAUCGCAUGACUGGG